Mercenaria mercenaria is the source of this 5105-nucleotide messenger RNA. RefSeq names its product toll-like receptor 4. Lineage: Eukaryota; Metazoa; Mollusca; Bivalvia; Venerida; Veneridae. Gene Ontology annotation, biological process: immune response; toll-like receptor signaling pathway. The record is from RefSeq and is a predicted model, not a curated record. Bases 175 to 2964 code for a protein of 929 amino acids. The transcript is spliced from 5 exons. Gene Ontology annotation, cellular component: membrane. Gene Ontology annotation, molecular function: protein binding; transmembrane signaling receptor activity.
ACAUCUGUGUAAAAAGACUUUGAUCGAAAGAGGAAGUAAAAUUUCAAAAUGUACAUUAACUUGAGAAUAGAAGUUGUAUUCAAUACUUUAGCUUUAAAUCCGCCGAACUGCAUGGAUAUAUACUGUGGCUUUCAUUAAAUAUACAUUGUGUAUUACAGGACAAAACCGGGCAAAAUGUUUACGUUUGUAAAGUUACUACUGAUCUACACUGUCAUUCACAGAACAGAAUCUAUUCCAACAGAGAUCAUUCAAGCCAUGGAUGAUGUGUUAUAUGAGAUUUCCGACUAUCAAUAUUUCCUUUCAUUGCCUGAACAAGCAACAUAUACAAUGAACAAUGGACAACCACACCCUUGUAGCUGGUUACCGGCUUGUAUUUGUAGGAACGAAUCUGAGUACACAAAUGGUACAUACAUGACAAUGGUCAACUGCACACAAAGCGGGCUAAGUGAAGUUCCAGAGACCAUUCCUAGUACAACAACUGUUCUCACACUGGAUGGUAACUCGAUACAAAAUAUCAAACCGGGAGCCUUCAAGAACUUAGUCUAUCUAAAAUAUCUCGAUCUUUCAGAUAAUUUUGUGGACACACUGAGCGAAGGUCUGUUUGAAGGACUCGAAAAUCUUAGGACACUUGAAUUAAGUGGGAACAACAUCCGGUACAAUACAUCUUCACUACCUGAUUCAGUUUUCAAACCGCUAAAAAAACUUGUACGCUUAAACCUGCACCAGAAAUUGAACAGCGUUGAUGAAAAUGAAAAGUAUCCGGCAAAGGCAUUGUUGGAACUUAAACACUUGGAACAACUUUUGAUCGACGGUAUAGAAACUGAAAAUAUAGCUACCACUUUUUCAUUUAUGACGAAUUUAACGACACUUGACUUGAGUAGUGAAUAUGGUAGAUGCAGUUUGAAAAAAAUAACGGCCAACAUGUUUAAGGGUUUAAAUAAUAUCACUGAUUUAAAAAUCAGUAACUGUAGCCUAAACUAUAUUGAGAACGGAAGUUUUUCUGGAAUGGAAAGUUUAACCAACCUCGACUUGUCAUACAACGAGAAACUGCAUUUCAAAAGCUUGGCUAAUAUAACAUAUGGCUUACAAGGAAAGAACAUUACAGAACUGAAACUGGUGAAAAUACACGAAACUUACGGGGACUGUACUCGAAUAGAAGCUGACCAUCUUGCCUAUUUUAAAGAUGUACAAGUAGAUAAUGUAUAUCUAGACAAUAAUCGCCUAGCUUACGUGAGCGAGGACGCCGUGCAGUAUAUCCCUAGAAGCAUACACAAACUUUCUGUAACAAAUAACAUGCUUCUAGCUGGCGAAUAUAUACACGAAAUGUUCAAACAGGCGGUGUUUCGGAACCUGAAGUACCUCACCAUGGCUGAGCAAACAAUGAAAUUUGACGCUCUCAAGUUCUUUAAUAACAAAACAAGACACAUGUUGAAAUCUAUAGCUAGUACAUCCAAUUACUCAGUAAAUUUAGGACAAGCAGUGCGUAAAGACAAAGAAAAUUUCAGAUAUGAAAAAGAACAUCAAACUGAUGCACCAUCUACCAUGUUAGACAAAGAUUCUCUUCCAUUUUGUGGCAACUGUUAUUUACAAGGAAUAAGUUAUGACAUAAUAUUAUAUAUUCCCAAAGACUUAAAGGAUUUAGAUUUCAGCGGAUUACAAAUUAGAAACGAGCUGAAAAAUAUUUGCAUUUGUGAACAUAACUCACUAGAGAGACUCAAUUUAGAAAGGAAUGUAUUCUGGAGUUGGCAAGGACCCAUUGGCGGACUUUCCAAUUUGUUGAGCCUCAAUCUUGCCUGGAAUUCUUGCGACAACUUGUCACAUGAUGUCUUUGAUCAGAUGACAAGUUUGAUACAGCUUAAUUUGACACGAAAUUUCAUUGAACGCUUCUUAAGAGAAGAUACAGAAGGGCGUAUUUUUAAAUAUUUGAAAAAUCUCCGUUCUUUAGUGUUAAUUGACAAUAAAAUUACAUCUCUUCCGCGGAAAUUGUUUCAAGGUUUAACAUCGUUAUCGGUCCUUGACCUCUCUUACAAUUUUCUAACGCAAAUAAACGUGGAAUUUGGACAUACAAGUCCACUACGAUUCUUAGACCUUAGCAACAACCUCUUAAACAACAUUGGAUCAAACAUAAUUGAAAAAUUUGAUUACGACAGAAAAAUGAAAUUCUAUUCACCGUAUUGUUACCUUGACCUUUCAAACAAUAAUCUUUCAUGUGUCUGCAAGGACAUCGAUUUUGUUGCAUGGGUUUCACGCACAAACGUUAAUUUACGAGGUUUAAAUGAUUAUACGUGUACGUACAAAAAUGGUAAGUUAAAAAGGUUGGCUUUAGCAUCCGAGUUACAUCAGGAAUUGCUGAAGGACUGUGCAGAUUAUACAGCGGUGAUUGUAUGCUCGUGUUUGGGGAUUAUUGUAUUCCUAAAUGUUUCUCUUGGUGGUAUUAUAUACCGAUACAGAUGGGAUAUGAGGUAUUUCUAUUAUUCCAUUAAACUGAAAAUGAAUGGAAAUAAACUAUCGAUCAGUCAGAGGGAAGAGAAAAAAUACAAGUAUGGUGCAUUCAUCUCAUAUGCAAAUGAAAAUGCUUUAUUUGUAAAGAAUGCCUUAGUUCCUGAACUUGAAGACACACGCCAACUUCCGCUUUUGGUGCAUGAUCGAGAUUUCGAGUUAGGCGAGUAUGUCUAUGACAACAUCAUGCAAGCAAUAAAAUCCUCACGUAAGACGCUGAUUUUAAUGAGUAAAAACUUUCUAAAGAGCGAAUGGUGUAUAUUUGAAAUGAAUAUGGCAAGACUGGAAGGAAUAAAGACCGGAAGAAAUGUCGUCUGCUUAGUAAUGUUGGAAGAAGUACCUCUUUCCGGGUUGCCCUUGGAAAUAUUAGAUAUUAUACGAGAACAGACCUAUCUUGAACUACCAACAGACAUACAGCACUCGGAUAUGUUUUGGGAUAGAGUUCAUGGUGCUUUGAUAAACUAAGAUAAGAUAAGACAAGAUAACAUAAGAUAAGAUCUGCGUCUAGCGAAUUUUCCGUCUAGCCAAAAAUGGCCUGACCUAGACAUUCUUGUCAAAUCAGUGGCUGUUAUAAAUGUAAUGUUAUAUAUAUGUACAUUUUAGCAUGCUUUGUUCCUGGUACUGAUUUGUGAAGAAAGAAAGUCCUUGGACAGGAACAUUAUGUCUGUCUCACAGAUUGUACUUUUAUUUUCAAUCGCAAUGCUUAAGAAGUCAGUUUUUGUGUAGCAUAUGUUGAUAUUUAAUCAAUACCAGUCAAGACAUGGAUUUUAAUUUGACUAAAUGACAACCAUAAUUCUUUCAAACUGGUACUUUCCACGCUAACUAAAGCCGCUCUACCCACGGCAAUAACUAACCAUAUGAUUUAUUUACGUUAACAAGUGAAAUACUAACAAUCCGUUUCACCACAAUGUAGGCUUUCGUGAUAGGGUUUUUCACUCAGAUAGGCCAUGUGAGCGGCUCUGAACCAUAUGAAAAUUAUUUCCAAUUUGUUUUCUUUACAAUCAUACCAUGAGCAUAGAGACAUAAGUCAGUAUUGUGAUUUCCCGGCUUCGUAUUUGAUUUACUGUCGUUCGUACUUCAGCAAACAAGUACCUUUGUAAUAAUAUAGUUUAAAAGAGUUUAUUCACAAUUAUUUGAAUGUGACAGUCAAAGAUUUGCGAGUCGAGACUUUAUACUUUUUGAAAGUUUAUUUAACAAAUCAGUAAUAUACUGUUGUCAAAUUAUUUAUAUGGACCCAUGAUAUAACUAAAAAAAUGGUUUAAACAUAAAUUCAAAGUAUAUUUACUUUUGGAACUAACAAGAAUAUGUAAAAGUUAGGAGUAACCGCAGUUGUGUUAACAUUGACAUACAGUUACGUAUUAGAAACAAAAAAAUGACUGACUGCCUGCCUUCCCGACCCCCCCCCCCCCCCCCCCCCCCCCCCACACACACCAAAUUUGAAAAGAAAAUCAUGGAACAUCGGGUAUUUCGUAGCACAAAGGCCGAGGUGAUCAAAUUGUCACAACCCCAAGCAUCUGUGGAUUUCCUUUUAAAAUGUACUCAUACCAAGUCUCUGUCGCUAAAGUACAAAACUAUCAUUGACUUUGCUUGAAAUAAAACUCUAUUAUUUAAAUCUUUAAAGUAAAGUUAUAAUGUAACGCACGCACGUACGCUUUAUAAAACAAAAUGUAAUAUCAAUCCUACACCAUUGUAUCUUAAAAUAAUGUAAGGUCAUAACGACCGCAAGUUUAAGUUGAUGUUGAUCAAAAUUAUACUUCCUCAUUGAUGUGUUUAAAUAAGUCGGAUGUUAUUAUAGUGACAAUUAAAUAAAUAUAAUGGGCGCAUUCCAUUCAUCAUUCCGGAAUAAGUUUAUGAUGCUCUGACAGAAUGUACCGCUCCUUAACAAAAAUGGCGUAUAUAUUAUGACUUUCUGUGAUGAUGGUAAAAAAUGACAUUGUCACUCCUAUUUUAUUAGGAAUGCCCUUUGUAUGCAUACAAAAUCUUAUACUUUUAAACAUGCGAUCCAAAACUAGAAGAAAACUUGGAAAAAGAGAAGAUGUAAUGAUCAUCAUGAUGUGUGUAGGUUAACUGGUUGUCAUAAAUUGUGUCUGUGUGCACGUGCAUGGCGUGCCGUUAUGUGUGUUUUGCGCGCGCGUGUUUGUGAGGAUAUUAUGAGUAUGCUGAUUAAAGAUAAGGUUUACCAGUUCAAGUAUAGUGCGUAUUUCGCGUGUCAUGUUUUCUGUGCCAACCAUCACCCACAUCAAGUGAGCGAUUCUAUGCACUUCUACUAUGAUCCGACAAUGCACCACUUCAUUGCUGCAACAUCAAACACGUGUUUCAUGGUUUACUUGACACAUUUAGAACAAGACCAUGUGCACACUACUCAGGGAAUAGAAGAUUUAGAGCUGAAGAUGAUGAGAGAGUGGCUUGGUAAACUUAAUGAGGUCAAAGUUUAUCACGAUGACACCCAUCUUCCACAAAACAUCAAACACUGGUGCUCAAACAAAGAUAUUUUCCUUCUUGAAAGAAAUAUGACUGUGUCAGGCACGCAGAUCUCACCGCUGGCUUCAACCAUGCCAUGAGGACAGCAAUUGUAAAAACUAUUUGCGAUAAAAAAGAUGUUUAUA